CGUCCCUCUGUUACCCCUCUCUAUCUCUGCCAUAUUCCUCCUCUUCUUCUUUUCCCACUUCUCUUCUCCCGUGCGCCAAUAUCAUGGCCUCUCAAUCCGGCGGCGCUCUCCCGCCUCCACCAGGGGCCGAGUCCUACUUCGAUGUCAACAACCCGGGCCAAUGGCGUGGAAACGCUGCCAUACACGUUCUCUGCCUCGCCAUAGCCACCGUUUCCGUCAUGAUACGCCAGUGCGCGCGCAUCUAUAUCACUGGGAGCCGGAUGGGCAUAGACGACUACCUCUCCAUGGGAUCUUACCUCUUGACAGCAGUUUUCUCUAGGCUGAUGCACAAUGCUUACUUGAUGGGACUCGGCCGCCACGUACAGGACCUGCCACCCCGGUCACUUACGGAGAGCCUCAAGUACUCCGUCGUCGCAUCGUUUGUAUAUAUCGCGCUGUCGGCGGCCAUCAAGCUCAUGCUACUCUUUUUCUACCGUCGUAGCUUCUCGCCUCAGACAAAGAGGAGGCAUCUCAUAAAUUUCGGCAUCGCCUUUGUGGCCUGCUUGAGUACCACCCUUCUCCUGACCUCGGUGUUCAGCUGCGUACCAGUAGAACGCCAGUGGAACGUAACAAUAGAGGGUUACUGCUUCAACCCGGAUAUUCUACCAUAUAUCUCUGGCAUUUCGGGCAUCUUGACCGAUCUUUAUGUCCUCCUACUCCCCAUCUCCCUUCUCCGCGGGUUGGGCGUGAACCUGAAACAGGAGAUGGGACUGGUGGCCAUUUUUGUAUUGGGGCUGUUCGCCUGCGUAGCUAGCUUGGUUCGAUUGGCCAUGACUCUAGCACUUCGAAGCAGCUUUGAUGUUACCUGGGACAUGUCAAGGGUCGAUAUAUGGGAGACUGUCCAGGUCACGCUUGGAAUUGUAUGUGCCUCUUUGGUAACGCUUCCGGCGCUCCUCAGUCGGCACUUCUCCGAGUCGGGAAAACCCCUUUCUCUACGGCUCUGUCUUUUCGAUAACACAAACGAUGACGGCGGAAAGGAUCGCUACGGCGGUCCAGGUUACUACGAUAAGGCGAUUCUGGAACCUCGUCAAGUCGAUAAACCUGUAAUUGUUCUUACGGAUGUCGGAGGCGAGAAAAUCCAGUAUUUGGUAUGAAUGCCGCAACUUGUCCUUUUCCAGCAAGUGGGAAUCUUAGCAUGAUGAGAGGCUACGGCUAUGGAAGUCGACUCGAGGACGCCACUUUUGCCGUGCGAGCGCAUAUACACUGCGGGUGUCCUAUGAUCUAAUACCACGCUGUCGCGCUGCCUAGACACAAGCCAAAACCGACCUCUCAAUAAUAAAAGGCACAGAUUCCAAAAUCGGGUCGUUUAUUAGAUCUCCCUUGCUCCCUCAUACUGACAUGUUGAAUUUAAGCCGUCAGUCUACUUAGAGCUUAUCGGCAGUUAAGUGAUUAUUAAGGCGCAUCAGGCUUUUAAAAGUUAAUCAUGGUUAAGGCCUACGGUCAUGGGGGUUUCUAACUACGGAAUAGGGGGGUCGAGCAUACUUGGGUAUAGAGCAGACGACGUCGACAUUCCGACUAUGUUAUGACGCGGCAAUCUGAAUUACUUACACCUACCAAGAUCACAUGCGCACUGGUCACUUU
Messenger RNA from Durotheca rogersii, 1620 nucleotides. RefSeq lists its product as uncharacterized. The coding region runs from base 84 to 1133 and encodes 349 amino acids. The transcript is spliced from 9 exons. Lineage: Eukaryota; Fungi; Ascomycota; Sordariomycetes; Xylariales; Xylariaceae. The record is from RefSeq and is a predicted model, not a curated record.